AUGAGGUUUCGGCUUUUGCUGAUUUUAGCAAGUCUUGUGGUUGUUGAAGCGUCGUUGAAACGUAAGUUGCAAUUGUAAAUUGUCAUCGAAAAGAUACUUUGCCACCAAAAAGGUACUUUCCUUGUUAGUGACACUUUUGGGUAACCGCGACGUCGGCGUCGCAACCACUUCGCGGGCAGCCGAUAUUUAUCGAUUAGAAUUACGAUUUUCCUCCCGCAAUCUACGUAGUAUGAUAGAAAUUUUGCAUUGACAGCUCCCUUGGACUGUUAAGUUUACGAAUCUCCUUGGUUCUUCUCUAUGCCCGCAAAGUGGUUGCCCGCAAGUAUGGGCCCGCCGCUACGUCCUUUCGGUCUUAGGUCGUCCAGAAAGUUCGUUCGUUUUUUUCAUUCCUAGUUUUACGAGGAUUGUUUGUUGUUUGGCAAAGGGUAUAUAUUUAUUUGAUACAGCCAGUUUUGUAGAGGAGAAAAAGCUGUAUCAAAUAUUAGGUUGGGGAAUAAGUUCGUAGAGCUUUUUAUUGUUUUGUUUUGCAAGGAUUGUUUGUUGUUUGGCAAAGGGUAUAUAUACUUUUUGAUACAGUUUUUUCUCCUCUACAAAACUGUGUUUUUAGUUUUUUUUUGAAAAUUUAAUUUUUUAUAAUUUUUUGGGCUUAAAAAGUUUUUGAGGUCCUCUUCGCCAUCGAAUUUUUCACCUCGGAUUUGGUUUGACAGAAAGCGGAAAAGGUGGUAAUCGGUUGGCGCAAGGUCCGAGAGUAUGGUAGAUGCUAAAUAGCCUCCCAUUCGAACUCAUGGAGUGCGGUUUUGACGACUUGUGCAACAUGAGAGCAAGAUGACUCGUGGAGCAAGAUGACUUGGCCUUGAUUUCAGUCGAAUAGCCCGAUUUUCGAGGUGUAGUUGGGCAUCAUAGAGCUCCUUGUUGACAGUGGCGUUCUUUUGAGGCAUGUCCCAAUGCACCAUGCCUUCCCAGUCCCCCCAAAUGCAGAUCAUGGCCUUUUUGGGUGGGGAUCUUGCUUGACUGUCCCCUGGGGCCACCCACUCCAGGAAACAGUCAACAUUUUGCUUUAUAUUGACGUACAGACACGAUUUUCAUCCCCGAUGAUGAUUCGAUACAAAGACCGCCGUUUGCGUCCACGUGCUGCUCGGCGAAAAAAGCAGGUGUCGAAAACGCAAAUUUUUGCCUCCUAGAUGGUUCACUUUUAAGCCCAAAAAAUCAUUAAAAAUUAAAUUUACAAAAAAAACUAAAAGCACAGUUUUGUAGAGGAGACAGAACUCUUUCGAAUGCAUAUAUAAACUUUUCCAAACAACAAACAAUCGUUGCAGGACGAGGCAAUAAAGAAAUCGUUGCGGACUUAUUCCCCAACCUAAUACAUAUGUUCCAUUUGCCGAAGAACAAACAUUCCUUGUAAAACAAAGCAAUGAAAAAACGAACCAACUUUCUGGACGACCUAAUAAAACUGUCCCGAAACAAAAUUUCCGUCAUUUCAGCCACCGUAUUCGGUGCGGUCAACCGAAAACGCUCCCCAUCGGCACCAGUGAGUCCACUGAAACUAAUCAGCAUCGAGACGGUCUGCAAGGCGUCGGGAAUUUCGAUUCACAUCCGCACUGAGCGCAAAUUCACGGGCCACAUCACAACGUUGCUGGAUCCCGUUGUUUUCCGUCACGCUUAUCACAAUGCGGACGAAAUCAACUUCCAUUUGUGCCACUUCCAGCCCUUCGACAAUGGAGAGCAGUUUGGGUUGAGGGGGCAAGACGAUCCGAAUGGAGUCCAAUCGGACGGAAGCUUCAGCCGCUUAAUGCAUGACGUUGAUGUUUUGCCGGAUGUGCGCACGCAAGAUAUCGAUGGUCAGCUGAAUGUGCCCGUCUGUGAUUUGUACUUGGAGAAGGGCAGUGGUAGGUUGAAAGUGACUAGCAAACACAGCUAGGCCAAACACGUCGCUGACAUUACGCAGUCCCCUUGUUGACGCCAAAUUUCAGCGUUCGGAAAUAUUGUCGUUCCCGGCUCCUAUCGGGCUCAAGUCGUCCUCCAAGCACACGGACUCAAUGCGCCCGAGAUUGUGACUCAUCAAGACCAGAUCAUCCAAGUGUCUUGUGACUACACCGAAUUCUUGAGGAAGCAUUACUUCAACACGACGGACCGCUUCAUCCCCGAGGCCUUUAUCGGCGGCUUCAGUCAAGUUUUCCCCAACGUCGAGGGCGGAGAGAAAAUUGAAUUGGGCGAGAAGAAAGUCACGGCGUUGGUGGACGACUUGGCGGAGGCCCGCUUCGAGUUAUUACCGCCAUUGGAGGAAUAUGACUUUGUGAUUACCAGGCUGACAACCAGCGCGUUUUGUGACAACUUGGAGGUGAUCAAAGAGGGGUAGGUUUACACAUAGCUGAUAGAAGAAGUGCUCCAAGUGCGACGAUCAGAUUUGAUGAAGUUUGGCACAGAUUUAGAAUAAUUCUUUCUAACGCGCGCUUUGCAGAAACGAUCGAGAUUUUUAGAUAGCAAGAUGGAAAAAUAUGACAAUUUUUGGUGAAUUUGGCAUGGAAACUUCCAUGCUUAUUGGUACCACAGCGAAACCGGCAAAGGUCGGGCCCAAAACUGUGAUUAUCUCUGACCGCGCUCCGCCUUUUGCGUACUUUCUCGUCCGCAAGGAUUGUUGAAUAUCUCAAUCAUGCCUGCAAAGGGCAAGCUAAAAGUUUCAGCAAUUAAUAUGCGGUCUAUGCGCGACGUGUGUGCAAAAUCCAAAAAUAAAUCUGAGCGUCGCGCUUCAAACAGCUGGCUCGUAUGAGAAAACAAAUUCCAGUUGCCCAAUCGCCAACCUCAGCAACAUUGCGUAUGUCGGCGAGAUGAACACGGUAACCAGGACCGUAAAAACCUUCAACCUUUUGCCCAUGGAUUUCCUGUGCGACACCAAGAACGGGAUCGCUGUCCAUUACGAAUACGUCGUUUGCAAGGGAAAUUGUCAUCGGCCGGUGUGCCCGGGUCAGAAUGAAGAGGAGUUGGAACAGAAACGUAAGUGUUGGGCGGAAUUUAAGAGCCCGGUUUAUCCUUUUGAUUUUGACUUUUUAUAUACUGAAUAAAAAAUAUAAGGGGCGUAUUCUUGGAGCUUUCAGAGCUUCCCGUUGAAUUGCUCUAGUUAUUUUUUGUUUAAAUGCCCUCAUGAAUUUGGAAAAGCAAAAUGUUUAGGGCUUGGCAAAAAUUGUAAAACGACAUUCCAAAAAAAGGAAAAGCAAAGAAAAAACAGUCGUAUUUUCAGCGGAAAUCAAGUUAUCCAUCCGAAAGACCAGCCAGGUCCGUCCGACCCAACCGGACAUAAAAAUCACCCAAGACGAAAUUGAAGUGGUCUGCCGGAACGACGGGAUCCAUCUGAAUUUCAAAAUGGACAAGCCCUUCUACGGAGAGAUCCAUCUUGUCGAUUAUUAUGACACCUGUAAUUUGGGAGUGGUCAAUGAGACCCAAUUUGAAUUUAAUUUGGGGAAAUUCGGAAGGAGACGGCCAUUCGGCGGACAGAUGACGGACGAGGACUUUGAUCACACUGGAAAUUGCAGUCUGAGGUGGGUUUUGAGCCGAACAGAGGUAACAAAUUGGGAUAUGGUUCCAAAACUCAACAAAGUUGAGUAUGUUCUCACCUAUUUAUUAAGUGCAUGGACAGUUUUUCGUUUUUGUUCAAAUCUAAUGGAAGUCGCCACGACUUUUCGGGUCAGCGACAGUUCGGGUCAACGAUACUAUGGAUCGUGUCGGUCCGUCGUUGUAUGCAUGGGGGAGGCUAUGAGAAGACUUGCCAGUUUGUAGAAAUAAUAAGAUUGAUCGGGUUCUAGGACAGUUUAUCACCUUUUUUGAAGUAUUUUACAUGUACGCAUCAUCGAUAAUAUCUAGAUAAACGUUGUGGGUCUUCGGUUUUUGCCCCAAACGUUGGUCUUUUAUGUGUUACAAUAAGUCAGGAUACAGAAAACUAACGUUAGUAAUAGCAAAAAUUAGAAGAAGUCGACAUAUUGCAAAUCUUCACCGAGCCUUCGCCAAGUCUCCACCUUUCAUCCAACGGCUUUACCAGGCCUCGUAAGAAAUUCCUACAACCUUUUUUGGGUUCUUUGUGCCCGACGCCCCGUAUCCAUCAAUAUUGUUUUGACCCGAACUGUCGUAGUCCGAAAAGUCGGGACGCAAAAAAAGCCAUUUGCAUUGCGUAAAUGUUUGAGCAAAACCGCGGCGACACGGUUAAAAAAACUGCUUGAUAAAAAUAUUAUGAAAACAGUGUGAUUAAGCGUCAGUUUCAUGACAUUCUAGAUGGUCCCUCGGAGACGUUCCCUUCUUCACCGGGCAAAUCCUCAUCUCCCAGAACAAGCUUCGAAUGCCCGAACUGAUCACUUCCAUGGAUCAAGUCUUCAAAUUCACUUGUGAUUACUCCGAAGCGGCGCGUCGCAAGUCGACCACUCGACGUGGACUCGGCCGCGUUUCUCAAGUUUUCCCGUCACCCGACCGCGCGCAUUCCCCAUUCUCCCAACAAAUGGUCGACUCGAACGGGGAGCUGAACGUGGAUCUUGAUGAAAUCAUUGAAUUGAAUUUCGAAAUGGUCGAGACCACCCCCGAGUAUCAGGACUUUUACAUCAAGGAGUGCACCAUCGGAAGGAAAAGCCGAUUACGAUAUGUGGAACAUGGGUGAGGAAAUGCGAUGAUUUUUGGGGGUUACGUUCGUCUAGGGUUUUAUAAGGCAGUUGAGAAAGAAAGUCUUGGCAAAAACAUGAUGAAAGUCGGAGGAUUCGAACUACCUAAGAAAAAGUGCCUAAAGCAAUAUGAAAAUGCCCAAUGCAAUAUGAAAAUUUUGUCUGUUCCAGCUGCAUUAGCCCAACCUUCGAAAAUAAGCUGGUUCAUGGCGAGAUUGACAGUCAAUACAAGCGACAGAGGAGUUUCAAAAUCCAGCCUUUCCUGUUCAUGGACGACUCGGACCACAGUGCGUUGGAUGUGGAGUGCACUUUCGAAUACUGUGUGGGGGCUUGUGAGCAGCCGGAUUGUGCAGCCAUGGCUGAGGAGGAGAAGGAGGCAGAAAGGCGUGAGUUUUUUUAUUACUGCCAUAGGGGAUGAAUGUUUGUCGAUUUAAGUCAUGCAGGUUUCAUCGUAUAAAAUGUCGCAUUUAAGUUCAAAAAACGCAAGAAAAACGAAAGAAAUUUGUGUUCACAUGCUCAGGUUGAAAUCUACUAUGUUUCGAAAAUUUUAUUUUUGCGAAAAUGCGUCAUCGUGACAGGUUUUUCGGAGAUUUUUGUUUUUUGUCAUCAUCGUAUAAAAUGUCACCUUAAAAUAAAAAAGUGUGGCAAAAAAUAAAUUUUUGCUUUUUGGCUGUCUUGAUAAGUCAUCUUCGGUAUUUUUUACAAUUUUUUUACUUGGAAAGAGCGUCAUCGUGACAUGUUUUUGGAAGUUUUUUGAAAUUCCAUUCCUUAAUUUUUCAGCCACCGUGACCAUCAACGUCAACAAACUCAGUAUGGCCAAAGAAGAGACCACAGCACCCGUGAUCCCCACACACUUCAUUCAAACACUCUGCACUGGCAACGGAAUCCACGUGGAGGUUCGAGACCGAGAACCAUUCAGUGGAAGGUUUUACGCGAUGAGGCGCGCUCACGAUUGCUAUCAACAUUCAGAACACAGUGGAGUCAUCAACAUGUUCUUGGGUGAGUUUAGCGGGGUUUUCAGCUUUUUUUUUGAAGAAAAUUCUCUUUGCACAUUGAAAAAGUUUGGAGCCUAGGAGAAGGCUUUGUUAGUAGAAAUAAUAAGAUUGAUCGGGUCCUGGGAUGGCUUAUCACCCAUUUUGAGGUAUUUUACAUGUACUCACAUCAAUAAUAGGUAGAUAAAAGUUACGGAUCUUUGGUUUUUGCCGCAAAUUUUGGUAUGUUAGAAUAGCAUAGGACAAAGAAAACUAACGUAAGUAAUGGCUAAAGUUAUAAAAACUGGAGACAUUGCAAGUCUUCGCCAAGUCUCCGCCGAGCGUCCGCCGGACAUCCAGCUGCUUUGCCAGGCCUCGGAGGCACUUUCUAAAACCUUUUUUGGGUGUUCACCUGCUCUACGCCCCGUAUCGAUCAAUUUUGUUUUGACCCGAAUUGUCGUUGACGCGCACAGUUCUGCCUCAACAAUUACUCAUUUUUACACUGCAUUGUGCUUUUCGAUAUAUUCGUUGAAAGUUUGAGAGCGUUACAAAAAACAAAAUUAAAUUUUUUUAUCCCAAAAUAAUUCCAGGACUUCCCCAAAACUUCACUCAUCGCGUCGAACAGCCCAAUUGCGAUAUUCGAGAGUUCGAGAACAACACCCUUGGCCAGUUCUUGAUCUACGAACCGGACAACAGCAAGCUAGAUGGGCUUCUCACACCGCUGGACCGGAUCUACUGGAUCAAGUGUAAUUACAGCGGCUAUGUUCAUCAAGAUUCGAAUGGUGUGAAGAGUGUGGAGGAAUCGAUGGAACCGUUCUUCGGUAAGUAUUGUUCGACAAAAAAAACUUUUGUCGGAUUUUUUUAUAAUAGUUUUAUUUGGCGGCGUGGCCGGUUCUGGAUCGUCUAAUUCCGACAUACUCCUUAGGUCUUUAUUAGAUAUACCAAAAUGCAAAAUACAAUAAUAAACAUAAAAUAGAACCCCAAAACCACGGAGUGCCCCUCGGCCCCAUCCUCUCGGAGGGCCUAAAUAUGCGAUCCGAGGGUCACCUCCCUCUAACCUCUCGGUCACAUCGACUGGCCAACCGAUCGGGCAUUCGCCUCGAUCGGGCCGUUGACCUAGUUUCAAGAUCGAGUAAAGGGGCGGAGUCUGAACCCUUAACUCCUCCGGGCCUUUUAGAAAUUGCUUGUCCUCAAGCAAUAUGUACGGGUACUAUAUGUGACAAGACGAUCUCUUUCUUGAGCACUUAUUAUAUCUCAAAUAUAUAGACUGGGGACAAUAAAAAUUGGCAGAAAGACUAGAUUAAAUCGUAACAAUCUAUAAUACAAAUUAUGAAUAUGAAUUACAUCGUUAUCCGAAAUGUUCCGAUGAAAUUCCUUGAUGACGCUGAACUGAGGGCUGGCUGGCUGGUUGGUUAUACUUUGCUCGGCCACCAUCGGUCUGGUCUGUUUGCUGUUGAAUUCAGUUGUCGAUGAAAUGGGUCGAAUAGUUUUCCAACGUUCCUUUCUGCGGGGUUUUGGAAAAUCAUCGUCCUCGAUGAUCCAACGAAUUCUUCCAUGUAUAUUCAGCUUUAAACGUAGCUAUACGAAAAACAGCUGGUGGUCUUUGGAUAAAGAUUUAAUUUUCUCCAAAAACUCUACCACUGAACUAAAUUUUGGCAUCUUCAAUUUCUUUCUUUGGUCUAUUAUGACACACAAGCUAGAAAUGGAUGCAAUAUCAAUUGGCACACAUGUUUGCUAGUGUAGGUGGAACUUGUCGCAAUCGGUUGCUUGCACUUGCGAAACCAUGAAGCCACUUGAUUUAUAAACCUGAGUUUCCUCUUUUGGACAUUUUACAACGCAACGGUUCCGGGAAACGCUUGAGGUUGUUGUGCCAAAGGGUUACUAACGAUUUGUUUUUUUUUAUCCAUGAUCCAAUUGAUUGUCUUUAUCUGGUUUUUUUUUUUGACGAAUUAUUUUGUCAUGAAACACCGAACAGACGCAUCAACUAGGAUUCUGGCCAAGCCGGCUAAAGCCGUGCUCGACUUGAGAUUCCAACUGUCGGCCCCUUCAAAAAAUGGACCGAUAGAUGGCACUCUUAUAGCUUGCCUCUUUCUCGGUCGUGAAGACCGGGGGCAGCGGAUCGUCAAUUUCAAUUUUAAAUUUAGAAUUCAUGACUACACGGAUAAAAUUUUUUUGGAUUUUUUUUUGAUAGAUACUAACUACACUAAAGAGAAAAGAAUAGACUCAGAAAAAUAAACAACAGUGAACCUGAAAAACCUACGAACUCAAUAGCUCAACUAUGUGCAGCAAGCUGCCUACUAUUAAACUGGGUUUAAUAAAUAGUUUACUUACCUGGAGUUUCUUGAGGGUAUGGUUUCCUUGGCAGCUGAUGAUAUGAAGUCACGUUCCACGAGGUGUUGGUGAGUAGAUGUGACAAUUCUCCUGAGCCUUCCUCUUCUUUGGCCUUCCGUCUGGUGGCCAGGUCGCGUCUUUGGCCUUACGGAUUAAUGACUUAACGGGCCGCGACCGUAUUUUACAACCCCAGCAGAGGGCAACUGCUGUUGCGCUGCCUCUCUGUCGUAAAUCGGGCGAAUGGCUCGCCAAGUGGCGACCCAAUUUUAAUACGGGCAGAGGGUACCUGAAUUUACAGCGCCUCUCUGUCGUAAAUACCGACAGAAAUUUUGUCGACCAGAUGCGGCUGGCCAGGGACACUACCGUAAUUGAGGAUAAAGAAAAUUUUGAAAUUAAAGGUAUAUCUAACUAAACCUAAGAAAUAUGAACACCUACAACCCAUCCCAUGACCGGUUGGGAUCUAGCGAAACGAGGCCCCAUUUAGAAACCGCCAUAGACCGGCAUUCGCGACUACCGGCUAUAAUAACGGCCUCAUCUCCCCCGCUCUCUACGUGGCUGGAGGAGCUACCGUUGAGGACAGCUACUGUCUCGACAAUGGUCGAGAGCCGCGAAGACUAACUGAAGACCUCGCAACCUAGUCAUCUUCCAACCGGGCUGGGUUACCUAGAGUUGCGAUGUGGAAUAGACGGAACCACUCUGAGCUACCAGUUUUAUUUGGCGGCGUGGCCGGUUCUGGAUCGUCUAAUUCCGACAUACUCCUUAGGUCUUUAUUAGAUAUACCAAAAUGCAAAAUACAAUAAUAAACAUAAAAUAGAACCCCAAAACCACGGAGUGCCCCUCGGCCCCAUCCUCUCGGAGGGCCUAAAUAUGCGAUCCGAGGGUCACCUCCCUCUAACCUCUCGGUCACAUCGACUGGCCAACCGAUCGGGCAUUCGCCUCGAUCGGGCCGUUGACCUAGUUUCAAGAUCGAGUAAAGGGGCGGAGUCUGAACCCUUAACUUAAUAAAAUGCAAAAAAUUUUUUUUCAGGAAGUACGAUACUGGUCUAUCCUCGAAUCAGUGAUCAAAACGAACCGGAUUUCCAAAUUUUGGAGAACCAAUUUGUGAAAGAGACCUUCAACAUGGAGCUGUUGAAUGGAGACAAAUUAAUUGAUGUAAGUUUAUUUCCAAUUUUAUCGGAAAUGCUCUCGAUUAUACGGCCCUAAGAUUUCACUGUACAUCGAAUCUUAGGCGACAUUUUAUACGAUGAAAAUCAAAAAUUUUGAAAGUUUCUCCCUAAUACACGUUUCAUCGUAUAAAAUGACCCCAAAAACCAGAGCUCGGCGUAAUCAAUUCGCAUAAUCGCAGUUUGAGUGAAUUCUGAGUAAAUCCCAUUUUGUAGGUCUUCCCCACCGAAACGCUCCAAAUCGAGUUCGAAAUGGCGCCAAACCCGCGAUACGAGAACUUCAUGGUCACCGACUGCUGGUUCGGCAACGACCACAUGCCUCGGGACGAGAAGCUCCAACUCGUCACGCAGGAGGGCUGCCCCAACCCCUACUACACGCCGUUGAUGGGGGCGGAGCCCAUUCAUCGGAGCAACCUCGACCGGAAGGUGGUGCUGAAUGUGCACGCGUUCAUGAACCAGAGCACGUUGCUGAAGCGCGCGUUCGACUUCGAUUGUCAGCUGUGGUUCUGCGAGAAGGAGUGUCCGGUGCAGGAUUGUGCCAAAACCGCCGCGGGGCUGUUGCAUCCGCUGCACGGUGCGAUGGAAUUCUUGAGCGAAAUGUUCGAAACCAAAUAG
Bursaphelenchus xylophilus (pine wood nematode) is the source of this 9717-nucleotide messenger RNA. NCBI's taxonomy places the organism in Eukaryota, Metazoa, Nematoda, Chromadorea, Rhabditida, Aphelenchoididae. The record is from the annotation of a GenBank genome assembly.